UUGUGAGAAGUUGCUCUGUCCAUUCUCAUUUCCGUCUUCCAUCUCCCUACCAAUAUGAUUAAGCUUGCGCUCCUCAUCCGAGGAACUGCACUGCUCCUUUGCCUAUUGAUCUUCCAAGCAGCAUCCACUUCCCAUGGCCAAGCGAGUGGGUCUGGAACCUGCAUCAGCAGCGAGCGAGAUGCGCUUCUGUCCUUCAAGGCAAGCCUCCUGGACCCUGCUGGCCGUCUCUCGUCAUGGCAGGGUGAGGAUUGUUGCCAAUGGAAGGGAGUCCGCUGCAGCAACAGAACUGGCCAUCUCAUCAAGCUCAACCUCCGCAACAUCGACAUGGUAGACAUGUACGCCAUGUACUACAUGUACGCCACGGGCUACUAUAUGUAUGAGUACGGCUACUACAACUACAAGUACAACUACCCGAACAGGAGCAGAUCAUUGAGCUUGUCGGCAGGCAAGAUGAGCUCUUCUUUGGCUACUCUACAACACCUGAGGUAUCUUGAUCUGAGCUGGAAUGACUUCAACGGCACAAGCAUCCCUGUCUUCUUGUCUUCUCUCAAGAACCUAAGGUAUCUCAACCUCUCGUCAGCACGAUUCAGUGGGAGAAUACCUUCUAAACUUGGCAAUCUCUCAAAGUUGCAAUAUCUUGAUCUCAGUAGGAAUUAUGAUUAUUAUGGGAAUUGGUCUUACAUAGUGGAUCUUGCAUGGUUGCCACGUCUCUCUUUGUUGAGUCAUCUUGACAUGAGCUAUGUGGAUCUUAGCUCUGCGAGGGAUUGGUUUCAAAUGGUUAACAUGCUUCCUUCUCUGAAAGUGCUUCGCUUGUCCGAGUGUGGACUCAAUGGUACUGUAUCUGCUAGUAUAUCAAUUUCCAACCUCACACAUCUUGAGGUCCUAGAUGUGUCUGAUAACACCUUCAGAAUACCUUCCCAAUUUGGCAAUCUCUCAAAGUUGCAAUAUCUUGAUGUGAGUUGGAAUUUUUAUCCCAAUGUGGAUCAUGCAUGGUUGUCACGUCUCUCUUCGUUGAGCCAUCUUGACAUGAGUUCUGUGGAUCUUGGUUCUGCGAGGGAUUGGUUUCAGAGUGUUAAUAUGCUUCCUUCUCUUAAAGUGAUUGGCUUGUCCAGUUGUGGACUCAACAGCACCAUGUCUGCUAGUAUAUCACUUUCCAACCUCACACAUCUCGAAGUCCUUGAUAUGUCUGGUAACAACUUCUAUACUUCACUCAAGCAUGCAUGGUUUUGGAAUCUCAAAAGCCUUAAGGAGCUUUACCUCUCCUAUUCCAACUGGAUAGGGUCUAUUCCUAGUGAUUUGGCAAACAUGACGGCCCUUCAAGUCAUAGAUUUAAGUGCGAAUCAGCUCGUGGGUUUGAUACCAGAAAAAUUGGAAAAUUUGUGCAAUUUGACCAGAAUGAGGUUCAGUGGUAACAACAUAGGUUCGAGCAUAGGGGAGUUCAUGAGGCGAUUACCAAAGUGCUCAUGGAAUACAUUGCAAGAAUUUUCGGUGCAGGAUGCAAAUAUGACCGGGAAUCUACCCAGUUGGAUUGGUAACAUGACCAAUCUCAGUGUUCUUCAUGCACCUGAAAACAUGUUGAGUGGCCCUCUACCUGUAGGAGUUGGAGCACCGAGUAAUUUGAAAUGGCUGAUCCUUGGGAACAAUAACUUCAGCGGUGUGCUCUUGAAAGAACAAUUUGCAAAUUUAGGAAAAUUAGAGCUUUUGGACCUCAGCCACAAUAACUUCAGCGGUGUGCUGUUGAAAGAACAAUUUGCAAAUUUAGGGAAAUUAGAGUUUUUGGACCUCAGCCACAAUAACUUCAGUGGUGUGCUAUUGAAAGAACAUUUUGCAAGUUUAGGCGACUUAAAGAUUUUGUACCUUAGCUGCAAUAACUUCAGUGGUGUGCUCUCCAAUGAACAAUUUGCAAGUUUGGGCAACUUAAAGCUUUUGGACCUCAGCGGUAAUAACUUUAGUGAUUUUCUCUUGAAGGAACAGUCAGCAAGUUUAGAUAAUUUAAAGCAUUUGGACCUCAGCCAUAAUAAAUUAAAUAGUGUGCUCGUGGGGGAACAUUUUACAGGCCUAUUAAAUUUAAAGUAUCUGGACUUGUCGUACAACUCUGUGAGAUUAGCUAUCAACCAAAAAUGGGUUCCUGCAUUUAGGUUGAGUUACGCAAUAUUCCGGUCAUGUCAAUUGGGCCCUAGAUUUCCUGAGUGGCUUAAAUGGCAAUCUGACAUUGAUGUCCUUGUUCUCAGUAAUGCCAAUCUUGACGAUGUGAUUCCUGAUUGGUUUUGGGUUACAUUUUCCCGAGCUUCCUUCUUGCAAGUAUCAGGAAACAAAUUGCAUGGGUCAAUACCAUCAGAUCUACAACACAUGUCAGCUGAUCAUAUAUAUCUUGGAUCCAAUAAGAUUACAGGUCAAGUCCCACAGUUGCCUAUAAAUAUAGUACGACUGAACCUAUCUUCAAACUCUUUAUCUGGUUCAUUGCCAUCAGAGUUAAAUGCUCCACUACUCGAAGAGUUGUUGCUUGCAAACAAUCAAUUCAUAGGCACCAUCCCGUCGUCUAUAUGCCAAUUGACUAAACUGAAAAGGUUGGACCUAUCAGGAAACCAGUUAACAGGAGAUAUUAUGCAGUGCCAAAAGGAACUUGCUCCAAACUCUACAGAUCAAUUUGGCUCUGACAUGCUGAGCUUAGCCUUGAAUAACAAUGAUCUCACUGGUGAAUUCCCUAAAUUUCUUCAAAGGUCAUCAGGAUUAAUGUUCCUUGAUCUUUCUUACAACAGGUUAUUUGGAGGACUGCCAGAAUGGUUACCCCAAAAAGUGCCACAGUUGAAAAUAUUAAGAGUGAGAUCAAAUAUGUUCAGUGGUCAUAUUCCUAAGAGUCUCACUUCCCUUAAUGGUCUUCAUUAUUUGGAUAUAGCACACAACAACAUAACAGGAAGCAUGCCAUGGUCUUUAUCAAACCUCAAGGCAAUGAUGACAGUGGUGUCGCAGGACACAGGGGAUUACAUUUAUGAAGAGAGCAUCCCAGUAAUCACAAAGGACCAAAAGCGUGACUACACCUUUGCAAUUUACCAGUUACUGGUAGUUCUUGAUUUGUCAAGUAAUAGUUUGGAAGGACAGAUUCCAGAGGAGAUAACUUUGCUCAUUGGGCUUACCAAUCUGAACUUGUCAAACAAUCAAUUCACAGGAGCAAUCCCAAACAAAAUUGGUGAUUUAAGGCAGUUGGACUCACUCGAUCUGUCCUUCAAUGAAUUUUCUGGUGCAAUACCACCAAGUUUGUCAGCUUUAACUUAUUUGAGCCACUUGAACUUGUCGUACAACAAUCUGUCCGGUGCAAUACCAUCCGGACAACAGCUGCAAGCUCUUGAUAACCAGAUGUAUAUCUACAUCGGUAACCCUGGUCUUUGUGGAGAUCCUGUUAGCAGGAACUGCUCAACACAUGACGCAGAGGAAAGUGGCCUCGAAGAUAUAGAUCAUAUGCCAUCUGUUUAUCUUUCCAUGAGCAUUGGAUUUGUGGUGGGUCUGUGGACAGUUUUCUGCACCAUGUUGAUGAAGAGGACAUGGAGGGCUGCCUUCUUCCAGUUUGUUGAUAUGAUGUACGACAUAGUUUAUGUGCAAGUUGGUGUAAGGUGGGCUCACAUGAUGGAGAAAACUCAAGACGGUGCACCAUGAAGUGCCCAACUCCACAACAAGCGAAUUUUUUGUAUCCAAAUGCUAUUUGUAUGUUGGCACCAUAUCUCUAUUUGUAACCCUAAAGGGGCCUUGGCUGGAGGUAUGUAUUGUACUGAUGUACUGGUAUUUUUAUGUUUGUACUGUAACAAAUGA
Messenger RNA from Triticum aestivum (bread wheat), 3804 nucleotides. Its product is annotated as receptor-like protein EIX1. Bases 55 to 3651 code for a protein of 1198 amino acids. Gene Ontology annotation, molecular function: protein binding. NCBI's taxonomy places the organism in Eukaryota, Viridiplantae, Streptophyta, Magnoliopsida, Poales, Poaceae. The record is from RefSeq and is a predicted model, not a curated record. The transcript has a single exon.